Polistes dominula (European paper wasp) is the source of this 6468-nucleotide messenger RNA. It is a transcript of the gene Meltrin, whose product is annotated as disintegrin and metalloproteinase domain-containing protein meltrin. Gene Ontology annotation, biological process: membrane protein ectodomain proteolysis. Gene Ontology annotation, molecular function: metalloendopeptidase activity. The record is from RefSeq and is a predicted model, not a curated record. NCBI's taxonomy places the organism in Eukaryota, Metazoa, Arthropoda, Insecta, Hymenoptera, Vespidae.
AUUCUUAACUUUGUACAAUUCGAAUCUCGCGCAAUUGAAGUAUCGAGAGAUUCGGAAGUGGUCGAGUAGAGUCGGAUAUGUUCGCAAGAUAGGAUCGUUCGAUAGGCUGGCGUAGUAGGGGUGAUAGAGACUUCAGAGGUGUCGCAACAGUCUACGUAGUCGGAGUAGUCGGACGUGGUGGCUGGUACGGUGUGGUGUUUCUUCGCGUCGCGUUGAAAAAAGUUAAGGUGACUCGUGUUUAAAGGUAACAAAACAUAAAUGUGCGAAACGUUAAACGAACGAUGAUAGCGUGAAAUAAUACAUUUUUUAAUAAUAGUUAAUCGUGUUAAUUCCGGAGGACGUCUUAACGACAAGAAGUUAACAUGAUUAGUGAUACUUUGUGCUACUUGAACUACCGUUUCUUCUUCCCAAGUGUUUCGAUGGUGCGGUGCAAAUCGGUGCUCUUGCUUUUCAUUUUUCUCAUCAUCGUCGUUACCGCUCAUACCGAAAGUCAAGAACCAUCUCCGGAGUUCAGCAGACACACAAUAAUUAAGCCACGAGUUUACCAUGGUAGAACGAAGAGACAAAUAUCAUCGACCAAAGAGAACGAUAUCGAUCAUGCAGAUGUAUUAACAGUCGGCUUUGAAGUGGAUGGCGUCAAGCGUUUGUUAGAUCUCCGAUUAAAUACCGAUCUGAUACCAGUUGGCUAUCAACAACGUUAUCAGCAUCGUGGCACGUACAAAGUCCAUACACCGUCGAGAGUGGAACUCUGUCACUAUCAAGGUAGCGUACGUGAUGUUCCUGGAUCAUGGGUAGCCUUGUCCACUUGUAAUGGCUUACAUGGUGUCAUCUUUGACGGUGAAAAUCUUCAUCAUGUUCAACCAGAAAAAGAUUCCUUGGACUCUAAACACUAUCUCUAUAAACAGGAUGACCUCGUCGCAAAUAAGACUUGUGGUUACGAAGGAACACCGCACAACGUUCUUGACAGUCACCGUAGUGAAGCUAAAAGGUUGUCAAGGCAUAAAAGAGCAGCCGAAUCGAUAAGGGGUCCUUACAAUGCUAAUAGACAAUCACGUUACAUCGAGCUGGUUUUAGUAAUCGAUAAGAAAGGAUAUAUAGCACUUAAUGAGAAUUUAAACAGGGUUUAUCAUCACUGCAAAAAUAUCGCCAAUAUCGUUAAUGCUCUUUUUAUGCCACUUAAUAUAUUCGUCGCAUUGGUGGGCGUUCAAGUGUGGACUGAAACCGAUGAAAUAGCUCUCUCUCCAAACGGUGACAACACGCUUUCGAAUUUCUUACGAUAUCGUAGAGAAAAAUUAGUACAUGAUAUUCCAAAUGACAAUGCUCAGUUAUUGACGAAAAUACGAUUCGAAGGUGGAGUUGUUGGAAAGGCAUUGAAAGGACCGAUAUGUACUUAUGAAUUUUCUGGUGGUGUCUCUUUCGAUCACUCGAAUAUAGUAGGCCUGGUAGCCGCCACUGUAGCCCAUGAAAUGGGCCAUAACUUUGGUAUGGAACAUGAUACGGCUGAUUGCGAAUGCCCAGAAGACAAAUGUAUCAUGGCACCAUCGAGUGGAUCUUUUGGUCCGUCACAUUGGUCAACUUGUUCCUUGGAACAUUUAGCAUUAGCUUUUGAACAUGGUAUGGAUUAUUGCUUAAGAAAUAAACCUCAAAAGCUUUUUGACAGUCCUAUAUGUGGUAAUGGAUUUGUUGAACCCGGUGAACAAUGCGACUGCGGUCUCGAAGAGAAAUGUGACAAUCCUUGCUGCAACGCAACUACUUGCAUGCUCUAUACAAAUGCCAGUUGUGCUACUGGAGAAUGUUGUGACCUAAAAACAUGUCGACCUAAAUCGGCUGGCACAGAAUGUCGAAGCGCCGAACAUGAAUGCGAUUUACCCGAGUAUUGUACUGGUCAGAGCGAAUAUUGUCCUGUGGAUGUCUUCAAGAUGGAUGGCGAAUCUUGUAGCAUGGGAAAGGCAUUCUGUUAUCAAGGUUCUUGUAGAACUCACAAUGAUCAAUGUAAAUUACUUUGGGGUCCUACAGGUGCUUCAUCUGAUGCUCAAUGCUACGAUAUGAAUAACAAAGGUUCCAAACUUGGUAACUGUGGUUAUAACAGGAUAGAAUCUAGUUACGUUAAAUGCAACGAUCAUGAUAUAUUAUGCGGAAUGUUACACUGUAAACAUUUGAAUGAAAGAUUGGAAUUUGGUAUGGAAUCAGUAGCGAUACUAAGUCAUUCUUUUAUUAAUAAUGGUGGAAAGAUAAUACCUUGUCGUUCAGCAAUCGUUGACUUAGGAUUAAAUCAAGUUGAUCCAGGUUUAGCACCCGAUGGGGCUAAAUGUGCACCUGAUAAAAUGUGUGUUAAUCAAAAAUGUAUGCCAAUCGCUGACCUAAGAGCGUCCGUGUCUGGUGGUAAAGCGUGUCCUAAUAAUUGUAGCGGUAAUGGAGUGUGUAAUAGUCUAGGUCAUUGCCACUGUAAUCGUGGAUUUAGACCACCUGAUUGCACUCAACCAGGCGUAGGUGGUUCUGAAGAUAGUGGACCAGCAGAAGAUCCUAAUGCGAGAAAUGAUUUCAUUAUAGCCAUUUACAUCAUCUUUUUGGGCGUGGUACCUAUGUGUGCUCUCAUAUCGAUAGGAUAUUGGUACCUGAAAAACUGCGGUCAACAUUGGAAAAAGGGUGCAUUAUCUACGAACAAUCGGUGCCACAAUGGAAUGUCGAUAAAAACGAUCGACCGUUCUAGCCCUAUGCCACGUAACAUCGAAACGAUUGACUGCAGUCUAACUCAGGAUCCAGCCUGCGCUAGUCUUCUGCCUAAAACAGAGGUCGAUGCGCGUUACAACAACAACUUCUUUGGCCAAUUUAAAGGGUUCACGAUAACGCCUAUUCAGAAUCAUUCAAAAUUAUCUGAACCAACGAUAUCAGCACCAUCACUGCCUAGCGUUCCUACCGUAGCAAUAAAGACGAAUCUAAAGGCUAAUCAAAAAACAAAUACUAUACGAAAUCAAUCAUUGGCUGAAUCAUCUCAAACAUUUGAAGAUAAUAAUACUACUGCAGCAGCUCCAAAAUUACCACCUAUGAAUCCAGGUUCUACGGCACGUCCAUUAAUAAGUAGUCCUGUUUUAGCAGCAACAACUUGUACGUCCGUAGAAUUGGUACCAUCUAAAGUACCAACUAGACCAGCUCCUGAUAUACCAACGAGAACUGCUCCCCCGCCACCUGUUCUAUUUGCUAUACCUAAACCUCAAAGACCCAAUAGUACUCCCUUGACAAAUUUGGUUGUUGAAGCUGAACAGAAAAAACAAGAAAAAGGUGGUGCGCUUAAUAGAUUAGCAUCUAUGUUACGAUCGAAUUCAAGUGUUACGAGAUCAAACUCUCAAUCUUCUCAAAAGGACGAAAAGAAUAUGAAUUCUUUGACAAGGAAUCAACAUCUCAAGGCUAAUAAGAUGAUAGAUAAAGAGAUAUUGAGAAACUUGGAAAUAUCAAAUCCUAUACCACAAAAGGAGAUUGAAAUCCCAACACCGGUGAUUCCAGUUGCCUCGGUCAAUGAACUAAGUAACCUCGAAACUGAGAAAAAGAACGUUGUCAUGCGAGCUCAAUCGAUGAGAGACACCAAAGUAACGUCCAGACCAGCGAUACAUACUUUUGGUUCUAUGCGUCAAGCUGCACCAACUGUUAAAAGACCAACCAGCAUUCCAGCGAGUAUCAGACCAACCUCACCACCUCCUGGGCCACCUACCGCCGUUGUUACAUCUGAAAAAGAGACGAGUAAUGAUAUUAAAAUACCUGGCUUACCUGGUUAUCAAAAUCCACCAGUUAAAACUCAACAACAAGUUCAACCAGCCAAACAACUGGAGGAUGUGUAUGACGAUUGCAUGAAUUUAGUUUCUGCACCAUCUUUAACCAAGAUAAUGGAGGAAUCGCCAUCGAACGAUAAUAUUUAUGCGGUUAUCGAAGAAUCAAUCCCAGAGAAGACCAAGAAGAACGUCGAAGUACAGCAGAAGGAUGCCGACAACGAAUAUAAAUCACCAAAACGUGUUCAAGCUACACCAAAUUUGUCCAGCGGCAGCGGUACUGGCGGCGGCGGUGGCAACGGCGGUGGUGGUGGCGGAGGCAGUGGUUUGGAAUCGAUGGGCCUUUUAUCAGAAAUCGUAUCAGAAAUCUCUAAUAGAAAUUUCGAUUCUAUAUAUUCGACUUCAACGUUGGCAAGAAAGAAAAAGGAAAAGGAUGAAAUUGCUAAGGCCAGCGAAAAUUUAGGAUCCAAUAGUUCCCUCGGUGGUUACAUGAAUUCAAAUCACUACAAAUCACCGGGUAGUGUUUAUUCCAAUUCCGCAUCCGGUUGCAAAUUUAAUUCAUCAAGUUCGACGACUAGUUCUGGUUAUCUUAAUCCUUGUGCAUUAAAUGUACCACAAUCAGUUAAGGAACGUUUAACGAAAGAUACUUCGGAAGAUAAAAACACUUGCGAAAUUUCACCUUUGUUAUCAGGAAAUUCUCGUAAUAGUAACGUCAAUGAAGAAAUGUCGAAGGAACUUGGUUUAGGGACGAUUCAAAAACCAUUUGUUAAUAUUAACACGGAUCGGUCUAGUUUGAUCUUAUCGGCAAACAACAGACUAAAUGAUAAAAAAGAGGAUGGAAAAAGUGCAAUCAGUAAGCCAUUACAAUUAAGUAGAACUAAGACACCACCGAGUCUUACUAAUAAAGCUUACACGUCAAUGAGAACAACAACUAAACAAAAUUCUGAAAUAAGUGCGAAAUCACCUGUACAAUCACCCGACGGUGGUAACAAUACUACAACUACUACUAUCAAAAAUACUUUAGAUAAAAAUACUAAGGCGAGACAGGUGCCAAUUCAAAACAAAUCUAAUGGCAAUAUUAAUAAACAGAAUAAUAGCAUAGAUAAAUUAGAUUCAAAUAAUACGAGUGUUAAUGGAUCAUCCGUAAAAAGUGUGCCUUUUAGUACUAACAAUAAGGAUGACUCCAGUAAAUUAAAUAGUCCUGAUUUAGUCUCGAGUUGUUCGAAUUCGAAUCAAAAUAGUACGAAAUCACCGGACGUAUUAGGUAAUAACCAUAAAUUAAGUGUGGUACCUAAAACGCAAACACAAAAAUCAUCGACGUUGUCGAGGGCUACCAAAGCGCCAGCAAUGCCGAUGAAACCAUUGAGUAUCGUAUCGAAGGCUGCCAGCUUAACGGAGAAAAAAAAAUCUCCGUCGGGUAACGUUAACAUUAUCAAAUCUUUUUCUUCAUCCACGACUAGGGAUAAUACUUUAAAUAAUAAAAUAUCACCAACUUCGAAUAAAAAUCCAUUGAAAACGAGUGAUACGAAAACAACAACGGAUUCUACGAUCAAUCCCGUUCAAAGAGCUGCCAAUAGCAAAUCGAACGUAGCAUCGUUGCAACAAAGAUUUGAGGCUAAUAAAAAUUCCCAUGUUAAUUCAACUAGAGCUUUGGCAAAUGCUAAUAAAAAAGCUCUUGGCAAAGUGUCCGAUGGUACCACCGCAAAAAAAUAAUUUCUUUUAUUAUAAUAUACUAUUAUUAUGUUCAACGAUAUCGUUGUGAUUAUACGACGAAAAUAUUAAUUUUUGUCUUCGUUACGUUAAAUUCUAGUCCAUCAACAAACGAUUAACAUUGACACGAUCUAGCGAUACACGUGCGAUAUAACUAUGAAAGAUUGUAUCUUUUCUGAUCUAUCUAUACGUACGUACAUAUACGGGAUAUCCCAAAAGUUAUAGAUCCUAAUUAAAAAAGAUUCAAUAAUCUGUAUCGUCGAAAAAAAUGAUUUUGUUUUAUUCGCGUUAAAACAUAUAAAUUAUUUUGUACAAACACAUGUAACUUGAAAACGUUUGAGAAAUCUAUGGGAUGACUUUUUAGAAAUGAUCUAAACUGCACUCCCACCCUUAUUUGUUGCUUUUUUUUUUUGGUCGAUGAUACAUGACUUCUUUUGGGACACCUUGUAUAUAAAAAUGCACAUUGCAAAAAAGUACAAGAAAUGAUUUUGUUCCGAGGCUUUACGAUAUAACAUGCUCGACGAACAAAAGCGUUAAGUAUAUUUUAACAUGAGAAUGGCGCUCGACUUGAGCGCGUCUUCCGAAGUGAAGAUAAAUAAACAAAAAUAUGAUAUAUAAAUAUAAAUAUAUAUUAAAAGUUGUAAAUAAUAGGAUUACGUAAAAAUUCUAAUAUUUUUUGUAGAAGUUAUUAUGCCAUAAAGUUCGAGUGUAUAUAUAAUUGUCAGUAAUUAUUCUAAGGCAGUAACAAUAUCAAUGACUCUUUUGUGAGAAUGCAGACGAUUCAUUAAUCGUUAAUUAAUUAAUUAAUUAAUUAUUAAAAAAAAGGAAUUACGGAAACAAUUGGUUUCUUGGAAGUUGAUAUAACGUAAGCUAUAUUUUCUGCGUUCCUGGAAUGCGUUGAUGACGCUUCUACAAAAAUCCUGCAUUUAAACAAAACACACACACAACAACAAUAUAACGAUAAAAUAUAUUCGAAAUGAUUCGAAUUAUUAUAAAA